Messenger RNA from Culicoides brevitarsis, 2345 nucleotides. It is a transcript of the gene tara, whose product is annotated as rho GTPase-activating protein gacU. The transcript is spliced from 2 exons. Gene Ontology annotation, cellular component: nucleus. NCBI's taxonomy places the organism in Eukaryota, Metazoa, Arthropoda, Insecta, Diptera, Ceratopogonidae. The record is from RefSeq and is a predicted model, not a curated record. Gene Ontology annotation, molecular function: transcription regulator activity. The coding region runs from base 128 to 2131 and encodes 667 amino acids.
UGUAAACUCAAAAAAAAACUUAAUAAAAAAAUAAAAAGUGACAUUUAUAAAAAAAAAUAAUUAUUUAUUAAAAAAAAAUUAAAUUAUGAAAAAAUUAUUUAUUAAAUAAUGUGACUGAGAAACGGCAAUGAUGGGACUUCAAGUAGCUGCAAGUAAACGAAAGUACGAGAUUGGUGCGUGCACCGAUCUGAACGACAUCCAACCAAACUGUACUCCGGCAAAAAAUCCUCGAAUUGACGAAAUUACGACAACAAUAACAACGACAAGUACAAGUUCCUCAACCAGUUCAAGUUCGAGCGAGUCUGUGACACUCGCGCAAGACGACCUAAUAAUAUCAACAGAAGCCAUUGAUACAAUUUCCACGCAAGAAGAGAGCAAUGCUGACACCACUUCCAUUAGUAUUAUUCAAACAACGUCAACAACUCAAGUCGUUUCGUCGCCUGAUGAGGGUACAAAGUCUUCAAUUCCACAGCUCACGGGACGCGGGCACGAAUUAACUCUCUCGAAGCUGAAUAGCAAUUGGGCGACAAACGCGGAUGAUGACGAACAAGUUAUCGAUCCCAUUAGCAAACUGCAGGCAGUUGCUGUGCCCGACGAAGCAUGGGGUAGCGAAAGUACCCGAUCAACUCUCGCAACGACACUUUUGCCUCCCGACGACUUAGACGAGGACAUGGAUGAUUUCGAAGACGAUUUUGACGAUGAUGAUGUUAUGUUGCCGAGUUACGGGCCGCCGCCGCAAGUCGCGUAUCAUCGUCAUGUGCCAUCGCCCAAAGGUUACACGCCGCAAUUCCAAAAGUACCCGCAAGAACAGUAUCACAAUCAAAAUUGUUCGCGCAGCGCGCCGACAUCCGCUUCAACGUACAAUCGGUACGGAUCGUGGAACAAUCAGUAUGUCAAUGAGUUUUAUCAUAACGAACCGAUGCCCGUCGCAGAUCCCCCCCAAACGAUCCGAUGUGCGGAAAAUGGAAAAUCUUACACGGAACUCGGGACUUAUACGUUUUUCAAUGCGAACGCGACGCGACACAUUAAACGUUGCUGCGACGGAAAAAAUAAUUGGUGCAAUAAUAAACAGUGCAACAAGGAAAAACGGAUACGAAUGUUAAAUUUAUCGAUGUUCAAGUUGUCACGUUUUCGUCAAGCCUCGGAUCAGUCGUUGUACCGUUCGGUGUUGAUCUGUAACACGCUAAAGGCGAUCGAGAAGGAAAUCGAGACGGAAAAACGUCAAGCGGCGCAAAUGAGAAGACAAUUAAGUCAAAUAGGACGUGGAAGUAGCAUAAUUUUAAAUGGAGGAAUUCGCUCAAGUACGCCUGUACCGUCGCAAAAACCUCCUGUGAGUGCGUCAGCGACGCCGCAGCAGCCAGAGUAUCAAGCGGGAGCUCCUCAUGCGAUAACGACGCCUGAAAUUAACACGACAAACAACAAUGAAUUACAAAAACGUAAUGAAUACAGUGAAAAUAAUCCUAAUAGCACGAACACAAGUAGUAGUAAUAAUUUAUUGAACGGCAGCAAUUACCUGCAAUCCACGCAGCAAUACACGAAUCACAACAGGAUAUACAGCAAUGGCUUCGAAACGCUUUCCGCACAAUCCUCUCCGCCGCAAAACUCGUACGAAUAUCAUCCUUUGAAAGAUCCUUCGUCGGGCAGAGCAACUCCAUUUCCCGCAUCCAAUGGAUACCCGGAUACUGAUUCAGGUUAUGGGGGCGAAGAUGAUAAUUUAAGCCCGGAUGGGCAAUUCCGCUCGAUUAAUUGGGGCAGCGUUCUGAGUCUUUCCUCGCAAUCCGCUUUGGAUCCUCUCAACAAUAACGAACUAUUUCCCGCAGUACCCGUCACACACGCUGCAUCUCCUGUCUCGUCCCCCGCUCCUUAUAACACAUGCGGCUUCAAUUCAACCCUCAAUAACUCCGCAACCACAACGACAAACUAUCUAGACAUGGAUUUAGGCUACGACGUACUCCCAAAUUGCUACAAACUCAAGCCAAUCGUUUGCGAUGACUUUUACACGCCCGAAGCACUCAAAAAGUGGAUGGAGCCUGGCAGUAAAAUAGUCUGCGAUGAUUUCUACAAAGCGCCAGAUUCGCACGAUAAUAACAUGCCUGAUACCUUUUCGACGCACAUCAUGGUUGGCAGUUAGUAAAAGGGGUGCAAAAACGUCGCGCGUCAAUUAAAAGCCUAAAAAAGUAUUAAGCUCUAAAAGUCUAGUCCUUCAAUCCUGUAAAAAAAAGCAAGAAAAUAAUCAAAUGAAGAUUAAAAUGAUGAACAAUUGUAUUAUGUACACAUUAAAUUAUAUUUAAAAAUUCAUAGUUAUAUUUAAUAUUAUUAUAUUUAAAGAAAAAAAAAAAGCAUAA